This is a messenger RNA of Rotaria socialis, 1101 nucleotides long. NCBI's taxonomy places the organism in Eukaryota, Metazoa, Rotifera, Eurotatoria, Philodinida, Philodinidae. The record is from the annotation of a GenBank genome assembly.
AUGUCUGAAAACGAAUCAAGUUUUGCUUGUUUCUUCGAUAUCGAUGGUGUUAUAACUAAAGGACCGAAUACCAUUCCUGCUGCUAAAUUGGCCAUAAAGAAAUUGGUUGAAUACAAUAUUCCUUAUGUAUUCGUUUCUAAUACUUGUAUGUUGGAAACAGAAAAAGCAGAACAGCUGUCGAAUAUGCUCGAAGUUCCAGUGCAUCCUAAACAAGUUGUAUUGGCUCACACACCCAUGCGUUGUUUAAGUGAUUUUCACAGUAAACAUGUUCUCGUAUGUGGACAAGGUGAUAUUGAAGAUAUUGCUCAAACUGUUGGUUUCAAAGAUACAACAACUAUUGAGAGAUUAUGUGCAGCCUUUCCCGAACUAGAUAUGGUCGAUCAUACACAUCGUACUAAAUUGUGUGAAAUGAUAAAAAAUGAAGGUCUUGUACACAGCAAAGAUUUUCAUCCGAUUGAUGCGGUUGUACUUCUUGGUGAACCUAUUAAUUGGGAAACAUCAUUGCAAAUUAUCACAGAUAUUCUCUUAACUCAUGGUAAUCCAAAUGAUACAGUAAAUCCUUCUUGGGCAGGUCCUCACAUACCGGUAAUUGCUUGUAAUAAAGAUCUGGUAUUCAAGGCUUUCGCAGAUUUACCACGUUUUGGACAUGGAGCUUUUUUGACGUGUCUUGAAGCAUUAUACAAUAAACUCAGCGGUAAUGAUUUAGUGUAUACGGCACUUGUUGGAAAACCAUACGAAAUUUCAUUUCAAUAUUCUGAAAUGAUGGCUAAUAAAUUAGCUCGUGCUAAACAUCUACCAAAAAUUGAACGGAUGUAUUUCGUUGGCGACAACCCGGAAGUGGAUAUUGUUGGUGCUAAUCUCUAUAAUGCUUUACUUAAGCGAGCUAAAUCAUCGAAUGAUAGUUUUACAGGAUGUGGACUUUUGGCUCAUCCACAUCUAUUAAGUGCUAAAUCAUGUGAAUCCAUUCUAGUAUGCACUGGUGUUUUUGAUCCAACGAUACAUCACAUCAACGUAAAACAACCAUGGGCAAUACCGACUACAAUCCAACCUGAUGUAUUAGGAGCUGUCAACUAUGUCUUAAGUAAAGAACAUAUUAUUUAA